AUGGCAUCUGAGAAACGACUACGACGAAUCUCCCAGACACGAAUGCGGCCUCCUCCAACAGGCACCAAACGGUCCACGAGCUUGCGAAGGGUAUACAACCGCUUCUUUCACCCAGAUUCACCUUUCUCAGAGUCCGAGCGGGGAUCUCCAGUUGUUCCUGACUCAAGUGAACCUCCCUUGUCAGAGAUUGAAGUCCUCCAGGGUGAACUGCAACAAUGUCGCCAGAAUCUCGAGGAAGCCAGGGAGAUGGUCAUGUCCCAGGACCACGAGCUGUCGACGUUGGAGAAAAAUACACAGAAGAUGGAGAGACGCUACAAGGAAAAGGAGGCUGCCCUACGGCGGCUGAAGACUUCAUUGGAGGAGACCAUGGUGGCUGUAGUUGUACAGCAGAUCAGAGAUGCUCAGAAAGCCGAACGAGAUCUCGUCAAGGAAGAGUGCAACCGUGAGCACCAGGCCGCUUUGGAGAACCUACACCACAAAUACCGGUCAAGGGUCGCCAUUCUGUCACAAGAGCUUUUGGACUCCCGCACAGCAAACGAACGGAUGAAGGCAACCUACCAAAACGAGGUCACCGCACUCCGCGCUGAACUUGCCUCUCAGGCCUCCGACCUCGAAACCGCAAAGACUGCCAUUAUUGAGACAACCGAGUCGCUCAAAAGCGUCCAGAUAGCUUCAACGACGGCUCUCGAAGAGACGGAGAAAGCAAAUGCAACUUUGAGAGCCGAGCUUGAAUCACAGAUUGCGGCUCUCACAGAGGAAUUGAAUACUGCCAAUUCCGGGUUGCACAAUGCUGAACUGAGCAUUGAAGAUCACACGAAACGAUAUGAAGAUCUUCAAGACACCUCCUCACGAGCAAUAGAAGAUGCAAAUGCAUCUCUCGCUUCCGUCCGUGCCUCGUUGGAGGCUCAACUUGAAGCACACGCCGCCGAGCUCUCGACUACCAAAGAUGCCCUCGAAACCUCGUCCCGGGACAGGGAGGCGGACCAGUCGGCACAUCAGAUAGUCUUAGAAGAGCUCAAUGGGGCCCGCAACCAGAUUGCUGACCUCACGAACGACCUGGAAGAGCAUUCGACAUCAAAAGCUGCUCUUGAAGAAAAGGUCGCCCAGCUCCUGGUCGACCUUGAAGCGUUUGAGGCUUGCAGAAAAGACCUCGAAGGGUCUCAGGCCCGGGUUGCGGAUCUGACAACAGAGCUCGCGACGCUGCAGGUCGCACGAGAGAGUGCAGAUGCACAAGCAGCUCAACUUUCCGCCGAGCUCGAAGAAUACGCUCAACUGAAAGCGGAGCAUGAAGCUCAGACACAAGAACUCGAAAGCGCCAACGCCAAGGUUACAAAUCUGACGACCGAGCUUGAGGCAUUCGCCGCCUGCAAAACAGACUUAGAAGAAGCUCAAUCCAAGAUUGGCCAGCUUUCCACCGAGCUUGAGUCUUUCGCCGCCUGCAAAACUUCCCUAGAGGAAGCCGAAUCAAAGAUUGGUGAGCUUUCCGCGGAGCUUGAACUUUUCGCCACGUGCAAGAGAGAUCUAGAAGAAGCUGAAGGAAAGAUUGUUCAUCUUUCUGCCGAGCUUGAAGAUCAUGAGCAGCUAAAAGCGGAUCAUGAAUUAAGCAAACAAGAACUUGAGGACAUUCAAGCCAAAGUUGGAGAGCUCUCAACAGAGCUUGAAGUCCUCCAGAGUUGCAAGAAAGACCUCGAAGAAGCCGAGUUGAAGAUCGAAGAUUUGACCGCUGGACUUGAGAGCCAUGAACAGCUGAAAGCGGACCACGAGUCUUCCAAGCAAGAGUUGGAGAGCACGCAAGCUAAACUCGCCGAGCUGCAAAGUGAGAUUGAAGGAACCAAAGACAGCUUGACUGCGGCCGAGUCACAGAUUGCUCAACUCACGUCAGAGCUCGAGGGCUACAAUCAACUCAAAGAGGACCAUGAGAAUGAGAAAGAACGUUCUGCCGGCCUUCUCGCGGACGUCGACCGCCACGUUGCCGCUGUGGCGGAAGCGGAAGGAAAACACCAACAAGCAGAGGCUCGUGCCAUUGCGGCUGAAGAGAAACACACCUCGACACUAAGCGACCUGGAACAGCGUACAGCCGCCGUCGCUGAAUUAGAAGAAAAAUACAAAGAAGCUGAGGCGCGAGCCACGGAGCUUGAGGGAAAACACGCAGCCACACUCGAAGAGCUCGAACAGCAUAAAACUGCCGCGACCGAGGCAGAUGCACGCGCUGCCGAAGCAGAAGGAAAGCACACCUCCGCACUUGAGGAGCUUGAGCAACACAAGACAGCCGCAGCUGAGGCUCAGACUCGUGCUAACGACGCAGAAGAAAAACAUACCUCUGCACUCCAGGAGCUGGAAGGACUCAAGGCGGCGGCAGCUGCGGCGGAAGAAAAGCUGAAAGAAGCCGAGAGUCGCGCCGUUGAAGCGGAAGAGAAGCACGCCGGCGCGCUACAAGACUUGGAACACCAUAAGAAUGCUGCGACAGAAGCCGAAGAGAAGCACAAGGAAGCAGAGGCUCGAGCUGUUGGGGCGGAAGAUAUGCAUAAAUCUGCCCUUGCCGAGGUUGAGACGUUGAAAGAAAACCUUGCAUCAGAGACUUCGAGCCAUGCAGCAACGAAAGAACAGCACGAGCAACUCACCAAAGAUCUCGAAGAAGCUUCGAAUUCUCAUCGAACCACGCAAACUCUGCUGGACGAGGCCUUGGAGAACAUAAACGCCUCGAAGGAGCAGAUACAAUCCCUGGAGUCCGAAGUCGCCUCCAUCACAGCGUCAAAGCAGGCCGAUGCAGAGCAAUUCGAGGCACAACAAGCCAAGCAUGCCGAAGAGCUCGCAGCCGCCAAGGAUGAGGUUUCGAAUCUCGAGGCAGAGAAAGCAAAACUGGCCGAAGACAUCGAGGCCGCUGAUUCAGCUAAGAAAGCGCUUGAGGAGAAACUCGAAGGACUCGAAGCGGACAAGUCGAGCCUUUCCACUGAGCUCGAAGAGGCACGAGCUAGCCAACAAUCGGCCGAAGAGAAGUGUACCGCAAUUGAAAGCGAACUAAAGUCGCUCCAAGAGUCCAACGAAGGUCUGUCAAGCAAGUGCGAAGAAGUUGAGGCCAACCGGCAAGCUGCAGAAGACAAAGCAACGGCUUUGGAAGAGCAGCUCAAGACACUUCAGGGGUCCCACGAUGAGUUAACCACGAAAUGUCAGAAGCUUGAGGAAGUGGAGGCUGCGCUACACGCCGCAGAAGAGAAAGUGGCUACUUUGGAAGAGCAACUGAAAUCACUUCAGGACAACAACGAGCAGCUGACGGAGAAAGCCAAAAAGCUUGACGAACUAGAGGUCGAACACGCCGCUAUCCAAGAGAAAUCCGCUGCUCUCGAAGCGCAGGUGCAAUCAACCAACGAGGCCAACGAUGAGUUGACGAAGAAGCUCGAGGACACUGAAACUGCCAAAGCGGCUGCGGAGAGUGAGGUGGAAAAACUACAAGGAGAACAUGCGUCAACGGUAGAGGGACUUCAACAGGAACUUGCCUCCAGCAAGGAAGCCUCUGAAAAGGCGAAGGAGGAUGCCGCAGCGACUUUGGCGGAGCUCGAAGCAAAAUUGGCAGCGUCCGAGGCUUCCCACAAGGAAGCUCAGGAAACGCUAGAAAAGGUUCGUGCAGAUGCAGACCAAUCCAAGAUCGAAAUGGAUGAGAAGCUCGCCGAGGCAGAGAAUGCCCAUCAAGCUACUCAAGAGGCGCUGUCAAAAGCCCAAGCUGACGCUGAAACCUUAACCAGUGAUUUUGAGCAGAAAAUGGCCGAUGCGCAGGCGAAACAGAGCGCCACGGAAGAGGAGGCGGCUAGAGCAAGAGAAGAGCUUCAAGCUAAGCUUGACGCUGCUUUGGAAGAACAUCAAUCGGCCAAAGAGGCGCUGGAAGAAAUCAAGAAGGAAAUCGAGACCAUUGAAGAAGCUAAAGCAUCUCUCCAGUCGAAGCUAGCAGAUGCAGAAAGCGCCACAGCUGCAGCAGAGAAUCGCCUUACCGAAACCGAAGCAGCCAAACUUGAGUUAGAGGGCAAAUUGAAGCAGGCAGAUGAUGACAAGGCCAGUACCGAGCAGGAGCUUCAGACAGUGAAAGACAAAUUGGCGGAAAUCCAGGCAGAGCUUGAAUCGACCCAGCAGGAGAAGCUUAACAUCUCUGAGCAGUCAUCGAAAGAUCUCGAAGCCAAAGAGGCCGAAUUGGCCGCUUCUCUGGCCUCCAAGUCGGAACUCGAGGCCCGGCUCCAGGAGACCGAGGCGAACCUGGAAGCUGCCAAGAAGGCUCAGGAUGAAUCGAAUGCUCACUUGAAAGAACUCGAAGCCGAGGUCGAAUCCCUUAAAGCUCAAGCAACCGAAGUCAGCAAGCUGUCGGACGAUUUGGCCGGCAAAGAACAGGCUCUACAAGCGUUGGCCACCAGCAAGGACGAAGUAGAGGAGCGACUCAAAGACACUGAGGCCAAACUUACCUCUUUCCAAGAAGAGAUCGACGCACUGAAAGCAUCAUUGGAGACAACGAAGGAAGAGGCAGCGAAGCACCUCGAGGCAAGAGAGCAAGAAUUCAAGCAACAGUCAGAACAAGCUGCUCAGGAGCUCGAAACACUCCAAGCUGAGUUGAAGACCAAGGAAGAAGCGAUUGCAAAUCUUCGGGCUUUGAAGGAGAAAAUGGAGGAAGAAAUGGGAAUGUUCUCGUCACCUCCGACAUCGCCUGACCCCGAAGCCAUUGAGGACAAGACGUCAACGGUCGCCACCGUCAAUGGUGGACGUGGGAGGAAGAGUAGAAGGAGAAAGUCCAAAGCUAGGGCUGAUGAUGAAAGCGAUGCUGCGAAGGGAGAUGCGGAUGAUGAGUGA
Molecule: messenger RNA, 4827 nt
Organism: Fonsecaea erecta
Lineage: Eukaryota; Fungi; Ascomycota; Eurotiomycetes; Chaetothyriales; Herpotrichiellaceae
Exons: 1
Coding region: 1-4827 (1608 amino acids)
Source: RefSeq, a predicted model, not a curated record